GCACCCUACUCACGAGUCUUGGAUUCAUAUAAUGUUGUCCGUAACAAUAAAGUAAAUAAUUACAGAAUAAAUCGCUAAAAUGGAUGAUAACCCAGUAGUGCGUCAUUCAGUUGUGGUGCCAGAAUUGUACUUCCUAAUAUCGAAGUUUUUAUCCAAUGGACCGCUCAAGAAAACUGCCAAGGUUUUGGCCGAGGAAUUGGAGCAAUUCAAGAUCCUGCCAAAGAGACUCGACUGGACCGGAGAAGAGCACGAGCAGAGCUUCGAAGAACUCGAAGGAAAAUAUUGUCACAUCGGUCCAAAUCACCUUCUGGAAAUAUGUACACGCAUAGGUCCCAUUUUGGACAAAGAACUGGCCCCAAGUGUGUCGGGCAUUGUGUCUCUCUUGGGUGCCGGUCGUCAAAGUUUGCUAAGAACCAGUCAAAGUAUCUCAAAGCCACGUUCGCUGCUGGAUAAUUGUGCACGAUUGCAUGGAGCACCUUUAUUCGAUGUCCCGUGUCGCAAAAACCAGAACAACAUAAUAAAAGUUUUACAUGGACGACAGAGUUCCGGCCCAAUUACGCGUCGACUUGCCGUUCCUCCGAGUUUUUACAGCAAAUUAUCGUUAAUACGAACAACCUUAGGCCAUCUUACUGCCGUUUACUGCGUUUUGUUUGACCGUUCGGGCAAAUAUAUCAUCACGGGAGCCGAUGAUUUGCUCGUUAAACUUUGGAGCGCGAUCGAUGGACGACUGCUGGCAACUUUUAGAGGCGCCUCUGCCGAAAUUACCGAUAUUACUGUCAAUUUAGAGAAUACAUUACUGGCUGCCGGGUCACUAGAUCGCAUUUUACGUGUGUGGGAUAUGCAAACGUGUGCCCCGAUUGCCGUGUUAACGGCCCACACUGGCAUGAUUACGUCCGUAAACUUUUGUCCGUCGCCCCGAGGGGAUUUGCGAUACUUGGUGACAACAAGUACCGAUGGAUCGAUCGCUUUUUGGCAAUAUACGACACCGCGAGGAGGAAAAACUGUUUUCGCCUCCAAACCUAUUCAAUAUUUGGAAAAACUAAGACCGGGACAGGCAAAGAUGAUUUGUGCUUCAUUCUCGUCCGGCGGAAUGUUUUUGGCAGCUGGAAGUGCAGACAAUCAUGUGCGAGUUUACAUGAUGGCAGAAGAAGGUCCCAAGCGAAUUCUCGAAGUGGAAUCGCAUCUCGACACGGUCGACUCAAUUCAAUGGUCUCACAGUGGCUUGAGAUUUGUGUCAGGCAGCAAAGACGGCACCGCCCAAAUUUGGCAUUUUGAGACGCAACAAUGGAAAAACACAAAGUUGAAUAUGAGCGAAAGACUGCCAGGCACCCCUGCGCCAGAAGAUGAAAAUAAAAAAUUCAAAGUUACAAUGGUUGCAUGGGAUUUGUCAGAUAGAUGGAUCAUUACUGCAGUCAGCGAUCAUACGAUAAAAGUGUGGGAUUCGACAACUUGUAAACUACACAAAAUACUGGAAGGACAUACCGAUGAAGUUUACGUUUUAGAAGCUCAUCCAAAAGACGCUCACAUCUGUCUUUCCGCGGGACAUGACGGUCAAUUAUUUGUUUGGGAUGUCUUUGAAGGCGUAAUUUUGUGUAAAUUUAAGAAUAUUGUGGAACAUCAAAUGGUUGGCGGAAUUUACGAUGCAAAAUGGUCACCCGAUGGUUUAAUGGUCGCCGCCACAGACUCUCAAGGUCACAUCUUGAUGUUUGGCUUCGGAAAUGGUCAUGAACGCUUAAAGCUGUUGCCAAAAGAAUUAUUCUUUCAUACAGAUUAUCGUCCAUUGAUAAGAGACUCGAACUUUUAUGUCAUGGAUGAACAAACACAAACUGCUCCUCACUUAAUGCCACCGCCAUUUUUGGUUGAUAUUGAUGGAAAUCCUCACCAACCAAAGUACCAGACUCUCGUUCCUGGUCGAGAAAACUGCCCCAUCGAUCAAUUAGUACCGAAUUUAGAGGCAUUUGAGCCACCAGAAAAUCAAGCGCGAUCCGAUAUUGAUCGUCUCAUCGAACAACUAGCCAAUAAUCAGGGAAACAAUCAAGGAAACAAUCAGGGAAAUCAGGAGCCUGCAAAUGGAAAUGCAGAAAAUUCGAAUGCAAGUCGUACUAGAAGCUCGCUAAAUCGUUCGUCGUUGCAACAACGUCGAUCUGGCGCCGACGAACCGCAACAAGGCCCAUCAACACCCCAACCACAAACACCAAGAGCUGGCGGUGCCUCGAAUUGGCAGCCAAAUCGAUCGACGUCAAAUGCAACGCCCGCUGAACAGCAAUCCACUUUCAAGUUUGUGCGUCGAACGUACGUGCGUCCCAUGAAUUAUGCCAACUUGCAGCAUUUACGACAGACAGUUUACCACGCCGGCGUCUUGGAACAAGAGCUACAUCGGCGCGAGAUGCGAAAACGUCCUGUCAUGAUAAAUACUGGAAGUGCAUCGGCAUCCAAUGCCAUUGGGCGAACUCGUGGAAGAAAUUUGCGAAAUAAUAAUCAAAGCCAGUCGGCAUAUCGCACGCGAAACACUCGCGCACGAGAACCUUUGCCGGAAGACGAUGAACAAGAAGAGCAAAGUUCAUCAAGUGAGAGUUCAAGUGAUGAUUCCACUGCCAUUGACGACAUGGAUCUAUCGGACGACAGCAGCAGUUCCGGGUCUGAAAGUUCCGAUUACUCCGAUUGGGUUGCAAAUGAGCCGGGUCCAGCAAAUCUUCAACCACCAAAACGAUCAAAGAGAAAGCCCGUUGAACGACGAACCUAUUCUCCGACAAAUCAACCAUCGACCUCUGCGCAAGCCAGCACCUCGCACGAGGGCAACAAUAGUCGUGCAAGACGUAAAAUUCCGAUUCCCGUAAACGGGGAAAUACCCGAAAUUUAUCGCCCACCUGAGUGGUUGAGUGCCGUCAUUCCACGCAAAGCUCCUUAUUAUCCGCAAAUGGGAGACGAAGUAAUUUAUUUGCGUGAAGGACAUCAAAAGUACUUGGAUGCAGUUCGUUCAAAGAAAGUCUAUGAUCCUGGAAAUCGUUGCGAACCUUGGGGCUUCAUGGAUUUAGAAGCGCAUGCACUGUGCAAAGUCAUCGGAAUCAAGUAUGAAAUCAAGCCACCGCGAUUGUGUUGUCUCAAACUCGGUGUCAUGGAAGAUGAUGGUCAUUUAACGGGACAAUCUUUCACAAUAAAGUACCAUGACAUGCCCGACGUUCUGGAUUUCCUGGUGCUGCGACAAACAUUCGAGACGGCAGUUAGUCGAAAUUGGGGUCCCGGAGACAGAUUUAGAUGCAUGAUUGACGAUAGUUGGUGGAUGGGACAAAUCGAUUCGCUAAAUCGAUCAACAGAAUUUCCCGACUCGCUUUUCAUGUGCUUCAAAGUGCGAUGGGACAACGGCGAGUUCGAGUACAUGAGUCCAUGGGAUUUGGAGCAAAUCGACGAAAAUCGAAUGCCAACGGAAGUCGGAGGAGCAGUGCAAGUUUUGCCCGAAGAACUAAACGCCACUUUGUACCAACCGACAGCCGAGGAAUGGCCGGAUGGUGGUCGCGAUGCAACUUGUGAACGAAUCAUCCGAGGACUGGAACAAGUGAUUGCUCUUGCCAUUGCAGACCCCUUUUUAGCGCCCGUCGAUCUUACAUUGUAUCCGGCAUAUGCAUUCGUGGUGGAGUAUCCCAUUGACUUGACAACGAUCAAAGCACGUUUCGAAAAUCGCUUUUACCGCAGAAUCACUUCGGCGCAAUUCGAUGUGCGAUAUUUGGCAACAAAUGCUGAAAAGUUCAACGAGAGUCACAGUAAUAUCGUAAGACAUGCGAGAAUCAUCACCGACAUCUGCUUGCGGAUUCUGAGUGAUCCGUAUCCCGUAAAUGUGAAUAAUAUCUAUCAUCAGUUGCAAGACACUUACGUUUCGUCGGAGUCAGAUGCCGAGGAAGAGCCACAGCCAGGCACUUCGAGACCAUCGGGAUCAAGAAGAUCGCGAAGACUUGUCCCAGAUGGCGAUUGGCGCGCCGAAUGUCGAGAGCUGCUUGAAAUGAUCUGGCAGUGUGAAGACUCGGAACCAUUUAGAGAACCAGUGGACACACUCGAACACCCCGACUAUCUGCAAGUCAUCGAAGCUCCGAUGGAUCUGCGAACAAUUAAAGAAGACUUGCUGGGAGGAAAUUAUGAAACGCCACUGACGUUCGCCAAAGACAUGCGACUAAUUUUCCACAAUUCACGCAGCUACAACACCAACAAGAGGUCUCGCAUUUAUUCGAUGACAUUGCGACUCAGCACGUUGUUUGAAGCGCAUAUUAAAUCAAUUAUUUACAACUGGAAGUCGGCCAAACGGAGGAGCAAGCAAGGCCCAAAAACACAAGCGCCUGCCAAACGAACAUCCACCCGAAGAGCAGCGCGACGAUCCGAACCAGGACCAAGUACCUCGAGAAUUGACGAGUCUGAGGAAAUGGAUGUGGAUCCGCUUGAAAUUAUAACGCCGCGAAAUUCGAGAACGCGCACGUCAACGCGUCGACGUCGCAUUCGAGACGACGAACCAGGCCCAAGUACAAGUAGAAGUACCCGAAAUACUCGAAGGAGUCAAGAAGACGACGAUGAUGACGAAGAAGAGGAAGAAGCUAGCAACAGUUCCAGUUCGAGCGGUGAUGACGACAGUGAUAACGAAGUACUGGGACCAAAUGGGCGUCCAAUACGGAAAGUUCGUCAAGCUGCGCAGCAAGAGGAAGCCGUUGAUUCGGGAGAAAGUUACAAACCAUAUGGCAGCGGAAGAAAUGCAACGUCGCGAAAACGACGAAAAAGUCGACGCGCUGCCAAAAGUUCAGCAAAUUCGACGCCUGUUAAACGCAAAGGCGGCAAAAAACGCCAAAUAUCCGACGAGGAAGCCAACGAAGAGGAUUCCGACAACAUAUCGGGAUUCGCGGACGGACAAGCCAGCGAACAGACCAGCGAUGAUGACUCGUCGGACGAUAACAAGCCGAUUGGACGAACGCGCAGAGGACAGAAAACACUUGCUAUGAACAAUGUAACGGCAGAUUUGUCGGAAAAUGAGAGAGGGAGACGCACUCGACGAUCACGCAGAUACGAAAGUGAUCACAGCUACCACGAGGAGUCGGCGGCCAAAGCGAAAAAGACAUUUGUGCAGGAAAGUGAGAGUGAACAUGAUGAUAGUUUGCACACCACGAGGGCAAGUACGAGACGAGCACAACAAUCGUGGGGACAAGCAACCGAUAGUUUGGAGGAUGAUGAUGCGCCAGCUUUACAACGUUCCAGUCAACGUCGAACGCGAAAUCAACGCAAACCGUCGUCCGAAUCGGAGCCCGAGGAAACGAGUAUCAGCAAGCGUGUUCUCACGAGUCGCAGUACUCGAUCGACGAGGCGAACGGAAAUCGAUCCGUUGGAGCAACCAAGUACAAGCAGUGGAUUCAGCAACAAUGGAAGGCUAACGCGUGCCAGACAAGGAACAUCUACCUCACUAUCACCAUUUAUGGAUGCGCCACGUUCGGAUGCUACAUCUUCGGAGAAUCUCACAAGGUCCGGACGACGCAUGAUGCCUUUACGAUCUCAGGUUGGUUUCUCCAAUGCACAAUCACGUGCGAUUUUGCCACACGAAGUGGACCACAACUACGGAGAGCCAAGACGAGCACCGCCUGCCCUUUCGCGCCAUCAACGUAGCGUAGAUGAACUCGAGAAUCAAGACGAAAGUGAGAGUCUUUCGUCACGACUGAGACACCGAACACUCGUAAACAACAGUUUGCGCACGAGCACGAGAUCAACGCGACAUUCGCAAACAACAAAUACCGAUCAAAAUAGCGACUCAGAUGACGACAUGCCUCUGAAUAGACUACAAUCGACGCCAAAUGGCACGCUUCAACCAACGAGCAGUAGCAGUGGUAGCACUUUAAGACCUCAACGCAGUACCCGACGUAAUCGCAUUCCUGAUUCAGACGAUGAUCAUCAUGAUGAGCCUGGUCCAUCUUCAGGUCGCAGCACACGAAAGCAAAACAAACGUCCGCACUACAAUGAAGAAACUGACGAAGAAAGUGUGAAUGGUCAGCGACCAGCAAAGCGACAGGCACGAGAAGUUAGUGAGUCCGAAAAUGAGGAUGUCAGCAUUCAAGUGAGCUCUCGUGGUCGAAUUCGUCGUAUUAAAGCAAAAGCUAAGGGAAUUUUCAAAGAGUGAAACAUUAAUUAGUUUUAUGGCUUAUAGAAUGUAAACUUAAUUUCAAUGUAUUGCACUUAUAAUUAUUGAUAUGAACGUUAGUUUAAGUCAUUUUGUGUUCAAAAUUCAAAAAAAGCAUGUAGCUUUUUUUUGUCCAUCACAUGU
Molecule: messenger RNA, 6283 nt
Organism: Culicoides brevitarsis
Lineage: Eukaryota; Metazoa; Arthropoda; Insecta; Diptera; Ceratopogonidae
Gene: BRWD3
Product: bromodomain and WD repeat-containing protein 3
Exons: 9
Coding region: 80-6139 (2019 amino acids)
Biological process (GO): cytoskeleton organization; regulation of transcription by RNA polymerase II; regulation of cell shape
Cellular component (GO): nucleus
Molecular function (GO): protein binding
Source: RefSeq, a predicted model, not a curated record